Messenger RNA from Cercospora beticola, 2394 nucleotides. Its product is annotated as cytochrome P450. NCBI's taxonomy places the organism in Eukaryota, Fungi, Ascomycota, Dothideomycetes, Mycosphaerellales, Mycosphaerellaceae. Gene Ontology annotation, molecular function: steroid hydroxylase activity; oxidoreductase activity, acting on paired donors, with incorporation or reduction of molecular oxygen; heme binding. The record is from RefSeq and is a predicted model, not a curated record.
CUCCUGUUCUGAUUCUCGUCCGUCGACACGAACAACAUCAUGGUCACCUCAAGUAAUACAAGCGCAUGAUCGAGGCGCUGUCACCAAGAACAGAAAGCCCCAGAAAGACAAGCCCAAAACACAAGAACGCUAAAAUGGACCUCCUCAACAACAUAUCCAGCUGGACAGGCAUCUCAGCCUCAGCCCUCUACACCCUCCUCACACCAAUUCUGGCCAUAACAACGAUUCUCACCCUCACCCGCCUCUGGACAACCCUCCAAUACCACCUCGCCCUUCGCACCUUCACCCAACCUUCCAGAGUCCCAAAUGGCCCCAAACUCGUCCAAUCCCCCCAAAUCCCCUACACAAUCCCCUGGCUCGGCAACGCCCUCUCCUUCCUCAAUAUGACCCCCGGCGGCUACUACCUAUCCCUCUUCACCUUCUACCCGCGCUCCAACGGAAUCCUCACAAUCCUCAUGGGCGGCCGGAAAACCCACGUCGUAUUCUCUCCCGCCGCAGUUUCCGCUCUCUUCAAAGCCAAAACUCCAAGUCGAGAUUUCUUCGAAAGGGAGUUGUUUUCUAAGGUGUUUGAAAUGCCAGAGGAUCAGAUCGAUAAUGCGGAAAAGGGGAAGCAUUUUGAGGUGGAGAUGAAUGCGAAGUAUAUGACGAAUUUCGAUAGGGUGAAUGAAUUGACUUCGAAAUUCACGGAAGUUUUAGAUGAGGUUUUAUCGAAAGACGCGAAAGAAAUCGUGCAAUUGGAAGAAAUUGGAUUGUACGAAUGGUUACGAGAUCGAAUGUUCACUGCUUCAGUCACGGCUCUGAUGGGCGAGAAAUUAUUGCAAAUGUAUCCGAACUGGUGCGAAGAUUUCUUCGCGUGGGAUAAUGAUUUUCUGGGGUUCUUCUUUGGUAUUCCGCCGAUUUUGCAACGGAAGGCGGAUCAGAGACGGAAGAGAAUUUAUGCGAGUUUGGAGAAAUGGAGUACGGAGAUGUUGCGAUUGAGUGGUGAUGAACCUGUUGAUCCGGAAGGACCGGCGUGGGAGCCGUUUUAUGGGAGUCGGUUGAAUCGGGCACGACAGCUGGAUUAUAGGAAUCGGGGGCUCAAUGCAAGAUCUGGCGCGAGACUGGAUGCUGGGAUCACGUUUGGAUUGGCGACGAAUGUGAUUCCUGUCACUGCCUGGAUGCUGUUCAAUAUCGUCAGUCCUUUGGCCGAGCCGACAUUACUCCCGCGAGUGCUGGCUGAGAUCGACGAAGCACGAAAGCCGGAUGGAUCUUUCGAUGUGAUCAAGCUUGUCAAUCAACCACUAUUACAGAGCAUCUGGAUCGAGACUCUGCGACUGUACUCGGACCUCCUAGUAGUUCGCAGCUUGCCCGAGGACAUCAUAAUACCGCUGGAUGAAGAUGGAAAGCUACAAGUGCAACUCCGCAAAGGCGAUAACAUAUUUGCUCCUUCAUGGAUAGCACAGCAUGACGACAGUUGGAGUGCUGAAGUGCCGUGGGACGUAUUUGACGCCAACCGAUUUCUGGUCAAAGACCCAAAAACUGGGACAGCCAGCUUUGUCUUCAGUAAGCCAGGUGGAAAGUUCUUUCCAUUCGGUGGCGGCAAGACCAUCUGUCCUGGAAGGAUAUUUGCGAAGCAGGAGGCGCUCGCUGCUCUGGCCAUGGUACUGUCUCGUUUCGAGUUUGAUGUCAAGGGCUUCGUGGAUGAGAACAAGGAGCCCAUGCAGGACUUCCCAGGUGUGAAGAAGGCAUACCCAGGCAGUGGCGCGCUCUCUCCUGGUGGCGACCUGAAAGUCAAGAUAAAGAGACGCGUGCAAUGAAGUAUAGUCGGAAAGUGUGCUCGUUGCGACUUUGAGUGCCCACGAUGAUUCACGUGCAUUGGUGAGAGCCAGGAGUGACUGACCAGGCAUUCUUCUCCCGCGCAUUGAAGUGUAAUAUCAAAUUCGCAUUUCGCCAAAGGCGAAGGGGUAUCUCAUGGUAUCGCUAUGAUCUAAAUAUUGGGUUAGGUUGGUAAGCGUACCUGUUGUCGGACACUGGCUUCAGCUCAGCACCGUGGCCGCCGGUCAGUGGCACUUGGUCAGAGUCGCAUUGCGCAUCCGCCCGAGGAACGGCCAUUUGUCCUGCCAACUGUUAGCAAAGUCUUGAGACAUGACGAAGCCGUCCAUACCUCGGAGAAGCUCCAAUGCAGAGACGAAUGGCAGAAUGAGAAGCAUGAGCGUAAGCAGCUGGCCGAAUGACCACUCGGUCUCUCCUUUGUCAGCAAGGUCCACGGACGGCGUGCCACCGAGACCCUGGGCAAUAAGAAUCACUCUGACAGUGACUACGAAUGGUCAGCGUGUGCAACGACGCGAUCCUCUUGUACGUCCUCGAGCAGCUGCUGAGUGUCGCCCCUGGCAUGAACUCACCUGCUAUGGCCAU